AUGUGCCUCCUCCGCCUCAGACCGGAGUGUGGAACCAGGCCGACCCUCUACCAUAACAAGCCUGGUCGCUCCACACAGAGACAUAACAGCGGCGCAGGACGGCGCAUUGUUCUGCGGCUGAUUUACGGCGCGUUCGGACAUGUUUUCGGCGUUAGCGGCUCACUUAUCGAGGCGAUCUGUUUGGCUGCUGUCAUGUGUGCGCAGAGCAUGUGGAACCAAUCGGCUGGGGGUUCUCUGCUGGGACUGGAGCCUGGAGUGGAGCCCGGGUCAGCUGUGGUGUGGAGCGUGGCAGGACCAUCGCUCAUCUGCCCUCCCCCCCUGAGCCCAGUGGAGAGCCGGGAGCCCGGGGGACACACUGCCUGA
Knipowitschia caucasica is the source of this 363-nucleotide messenger RNA. Lineage: Eukaryota; Metazoa; Chordata; Actinopteri; Gobiiformes; Gobiidae. The record is from the annotation of a GenBank genome assembly.